Messenger RNA from Ostertagia ostertagi, 996 nucleotides. Lineage: Eukaryota; Metazoa; Nematoda; Chromadorea; Rhabditida; Trichostrongylidae. The record is from the annotation of a GenBank genome assembly.
AUGCUCGAUGCUGAUCUAGCGCCCGCAGCUGAGCAGACGGGUCUGGAGGACGAUUCUUUUGGAGCAGUGCUGGCCAGUCUGGUAGAUGAAGACCACAUCAUUCCUCCGCUUGUCGAUCGACUUUUUAUGAAUGUUGAGACAAAGAUUGUUCGUCGAAACGUCGUCCUUAUGGGGCCGUGUUUUUCAAGCGAUGAACUUCUAGAUUUCGACUCUGUUUCUUUGGAAGACGUACAAGUGCAUGUGUUGACCACGCUCGUGAAAGCAUUCCUCAGAGAAAUGCCUGAACCGCUGAUCACAUUCGACCUCUACGAAAACUUCCUCAACGUUUCUGAAGUUGACGAUGGAAUGGAGCGCGGAAGGUGUCUGGCGGUGAUGAUCGAUCUGCUUCCGAAGACCGAACCGUGGCCUGCUCGAUCGGUUAAUGUUCCACUUAGCCAGAGUGGCUCAUCAGCGGUCAAUAAAAUGGGACCAUCGAACCUUGCCCUUAUCUUCGGCCCAUGUAUACUGAGGAGGCAGGACAAUGUGCACGCUCAGGAGCAGCUCAAUGACGUCACAAGGCAAGCGAUUUGUGUUCAAACUCUGAUUGAGGAGAAACUAAGGCAGUACAAAGCGACUCUCAUUAACAUCGUCGAGUUGGAGGAUGCCAGUCAGAAGGUUAGGCAAAUCGCGUCGAAUAGAGAGGCAUCAACACAGUGGACGAACGGCGUGGAAGAACUGAACAGCCAAGCGUCUCGAGACACAACUGAAUUCCUUGCAAGAACAAGUAACGGCUCGCCUGCAAAGAAGUUGCCUCGUCUGGCGCCGGUCGCCUGCUUCGAAGAUCUCUCCUCUGGACGACAACACUCUCAGGUAUUACCCGGGAGGAAUAUGCGAUUGACAUGGAUGCACCACCUGUAUUCGGAGUGCUCUACCACGCAUGCAAAUACCGAGCACCUCCUCCGAAGGGCAGACGAUACCCGUCAAGGUUUCGACGUCCUCCGGCUGGUAGUUUUCUAA